UUAGCAUCUGAAGUAUAGAAUAAGACGCCCAUAGAGCGGCAUGAUUGUUUUAGUUGAUUCAAUGGUUAUUUAGACCGCUCAAUUAAAUGUAGUUUCCUUCAUAAUUUGUACCUUAAUGCAUUUGUCAAUCUCAUCUUAUGAUUUAAACCAGUACGUUUGAUUAACUGAGAUGUAAAAAUGUCAACGCUCGUACUGGAUAAUGGUGCGUACUUCGCCAAAAUCGGUUACAGUCAUGAGAAAGUCAGUGUUAUCCCAAAUUGCCAAUUCCGUUCGAAGACCUCCAGGUUGAAAACUUUCACUGCCAAUCAGCUGGAUGAAAUCAAAGACCCGUCCGGACUCUUCUACAUCCUCCCUUUUCAAAAGGGGUAUCUUGUGAACUGGGAUGUGCAGCGCAAAGUCUGGGAUCAUCUGUUUGGAAAGGAGAUGUUUAAGGUGGACUUUGCUGAUACCAACAUUGUGAUAACAGAACCGUACUUCAACUUCACCUCAAUUCAAGAAUCCAUGAAUGAGAUUUUAUUUGAAGAAUAUCAGUUCCAGUCAGCUCUCAGAAUUAAUGCUGGAUCUUUGAGUGCUCAUCGAUACUUCCAUGAGAAAAACUCUGAGCUGUGUUGCAUUGUGGUGGACAGCGGCUUCUCCUUCACACACAUCGUUCCUUAUUGCAGGGGAAGAAAGAUGAAAGAGGGAAUCUGCAGAAUGAAUGUAGGAGGAAAGCUGCUCACCAACCAUUUGAAGGAGAUCAUUUCAUACAGGCAGCUGCAUGUGAUGGAUGAGACCCAUGUGAUCAAUCAAGUCAAGGAGGAUGUGUGUUAUGUGUCUCAAGAUUUCUACAAGGACAUGGAGAUUGCACAAUUGAAAGGAGAAGAUAAUACAGUUAUGAGAGACUAUGUGCUGCCAGAUUUCAGCUCUAUCAAAAAGGGAUUUUGCAAGCCUCGAGAGGAGAUGAAUUUUACUGGCAAAUAUAAGACCGGGGAGCAGAUUUUGCGGCUCACCAAUGAGAGGUUUGCAGUCCCAGAGAUGCUCUUUCACCCCUCUGACAUCGGCAUUCAGGAGAUGGGCAUACCUGAGGCUUUGGUCAACUCCAUUAACAAUAUGCCGGAAGAGAUGCAGCCCCACUUCUAUAAGAACAUUGUUCUUACUGGCGGCAACACGUUGUUCCCUGGAUUCAGAGAUCGGGUUUACAAAGAAGUCCGUGCACUCGCUCCUGUAGAAUAUGAAGUCUCUGUCGUUCUGCCACAGAAUCCUAUUUGCUACCCAUGGGAAGGAGGAAAGUUAUUGGCCGAAAACCCUGACUUUGAAGAGAUGGUGGUCACGCGAGACGAUUAUGAGGAAAAUGGACAUUAUGUAUGUGAAGAGAAGUUUGAUAUUUGACCUGCAUAUGAAUGAACUGUCUUUUGGUACAGAAAAUUUGAAUACAGCACACAUGUUUUGUAUGAAAACUAAGCUGUACAUUUGGCUACUGUACAUUACACUGAUUAUUACUCAAUAGUCAACAGGCUCUUUGACUUUGAAUGUGAUAAAUAUGUAUUGUUUUCCUUUUUUUUUUUUUUUUUUUUUUUUUUUUUUUUUUUACUAAGACAUUCAUUUUUGUAUAUAUUAAAAUAAUGUGAGCUGUAGAAAUAAAACUUUUUUUUACUCUGA
This is a messenger RNA of Ctenopharyngodon idella (grass carp), 1638 nucleotides long. It is a transcript of the gene actr6, whose product is annotated as actin related protein 6. Lineage: Eukaryota; Metazoa; Chordata; Actinopteri; Cypriniformes; Xenocyprididae. Gene Ontology annotation, cellular component: Swr1 complex. The coding region runs from base 178 to 1368 and encodes 396 amino acids. Gene Ontology annotation, molecular function: nucleosome binding. The transcript has 11 exons. The record is from RefSeq and is a predicted model, not a curated record.